UCUUCUGGGAGGGGAACCACGCCGCUGCCCCGCCUGGGUGCUCGGAGAGAGGCGCGGAGCUUUCAACCGGAGCUUGGUUCGGUCUCCCGCUAGUCGGACCCCGGCACGCCAUGGAAGUGGCCGCUAAUUGCUCCCUGCGCGUGAAGAGGCCGCUGCUGGAUCCUCGCUUCGAGGGUUACAAGCUUUCCCUCGAGCCGCUGCCCUGCUACCAGCUGGAGCUUGACGCAGCUGUGGCCGAGGUAAAACUGCGUGAUGAUCAGUAUACACUGGAGCACAUGCAUGCUUUUGGAAUGUACAAUUACCUGCACUGUGAUUCCUGGUAUCAAGAUAGUGUCUACUACAUUGAUAACCUUGGAAGAAUUAUGAAUUUAACUGUGAUGCUGGACACCGCCUUGGGAAAGCCGCGAGAGGUGUUUCGACUUCCCACGGAUCUCACGGCCUACGACAAUCGCCUGAGUGCCUCUGUCCAUUUCACGUCCCCGACCUGGGUCACCUUGUCCGACGGCACUGGGCGACUCUACCUCAUCGGGACUGGUGAACGUGGAAACAGCGCUUCCGAGAAAUGGGAGAUUAUGUUUAAUGAAGAGCUUGGGGAACCUUUUAUCAUAAUUCACAGUAUCUCAUUGCUGAAAGCUGGAGAGCAUUCAAUAGCCACCCUUCUUCUUCGCAUCGAGAGGGAGGAACUGGAUAUGAAAGGAAGUGGUUUCUACGUUUCCUUGGAGUGGGUCACUAUCAGUCAGAAAAAUAAAGAUAGUAACAAAUAUGACAUUGUGAGGCGCGACCUUCUCCGUGGCAAGUCAGUUCCUCAUUAUGCCGCCAUCGAGACUGACGGGAAUGGCCUCAUGAUUGUCUCCUAUAAGGCCUUCACGUUUGUUGGCAAAGAUCUUGAAGAAAAUAAGGAUGAAAUCAUGUCAGAGAAAAUCAAAGAACCUUUGUAUUACUGGCAACAGACCGAAGAUGAUCUGACAGUAACAAUGCCACUUCCGGGAGACAGUACUAAGGAGGAUAUUCAUGUACAAUUUCUGCCUGAUCACAUUGACAUUGUAGUGAAAGGUCAGGGGAUUUUGGAUGGAAACCUCUAUUCAUCUGUUGAUCAUGAAAGCAGUACAUGGAUACUUAAAGAGAAUAAUAGCUUAGAGAUUUCUUUGAUUAAGAAGAACGAAGGACUGACGUGGCCGGAGCUCAUCAUUGGUGAUAAACAGGGGCAGAUGCUAAGAGACUCAGCCCAGUGCGCCGCCAUAGCUGAACGCUUGAUGCAUUUGACCUCUGACGAGCUGAAUCCAAAUCCAGAUAAAGAAAAACCUCCUUGUAAUGCUCAAGAGUUAGAAGAAUGUGAUAUUUUCUUUGAAGAGAGCUCCAGUUUAUGCAGAUUUGAUGGUCAGACAUUAAAAACUACGCAUGUGGUGAGUCUCGGAAGCAACCAGUACCUUUUCUCUGUUGUUGUGGACCCUAAAGAAAUGCCAUGUUUCUGUCUGCGCCACGAUGUGGACGGCCUCCUCUGGCAGCCGCACUCCAGCCAGCAAGAGGACAUGUGGGAGCACAUCGCGACUUUCAACGCUUUAGGCUAUGUCCAAGCAUCAAAGAGAGACAAAAAAUUUUUUGCCUGUGCCCCAAAUUAUUCUUACGCAGCCCUUUGCGAGUGCCUACGCCGCGUGUUCAUCUACCGCCAGCCCACACCCAUGUCCACAGUACUUUACAACAGAAAGGAAGGCAGACAAGUGGGGCAGGUUGCUAAGCAACAGGUAGCAAGCCUGGAAACCAACGAUCCUAUUUUAGGCUUUCAAGCAACAAAUGAGAGAUUAUUUGUUCUCACCACAAAAAACAUCUUUUUAAUAAAGAUAAAUACAGAGAAUUAAUUACUUAAACAUGUUGGCUUUUCUAGACUGGAAAAGUAUUCAGUGGUAACUGAAAAGCGGGACAGUUCAUACUGUAACUGAUGAAGUUUCAUGCGUUUAAAAAAAUCUUACAUGAAUUUUAUUUUUUAAAGGAAAUUUAGAAAUAUAUGCAAGGAUUAUGAGUAUAAAAACUAUAGAAGGAACCUACAAAUUUAGAAAAAAAAUGGCUCCUGUAAAAAUAGUAUUAGCAAGUAUGUUUUUAAA
Molecule: messenger RNA, 2099 nt
Organism: Sorex fumeus (smoky shrew)
Lineage: Eukaryota; Metazoa; Chordata; Mammalia; Eulipotyphla; Soricidae
Gene: NUDCD1
Product: NudC domain containing 1
Exons: 10
Coding region: 111-1856 (581 amino acids)
Source: RefSeq, a predicted model, not a curated record